This is a messenger RNA of Protopolystoma xenopodis, 477 nucleotides long. Lineage: Eukaryota; Metazoa; Platyhelminthes; Monogenea; Polystomatidea; Polystomatidae. The record is from the annotation of a GenBank genome assembly.
AUGGGUCUAGACAAAACUGUUCAAAUUAUAGCAUUCCUUUCUGGUGUGCAGUCUACCAAAGGUGAUCAUGGACAUGCUGUAACUGCAUUAAUCGUAAUGCCUGUGAGUCUCUUAAUCACAUGGCAAAAUGAAAUAAAUCGUUGGACUCCCCAACUUCGCUUUUUCGUAUUUCACGAUAUUGAUCGUCGUGAAAGAAUGCGUGGGCUGGCGAAAAUUCAGGAAUAUGGAGGAAUUUUGCUUAAAACUUAUGGGACUUUAAUAGCAGCCUGGCAAGACAUCUCAACUGACUUUAAUCGGUCUGGGAAAUUUCUUAACAAUGCUCGCCAGAGGUUCCCAGAAGACAAGCUUAACAAGGAAGAUAUGUACACUUGGGACUAUAUAAUACUUGAUGUAGCUUACAAAGUAAAAAACCCUUCUUCGAAGACAACUAAGGCAUUGCGUUCCAUUCCUGGUACUAAGCUUCCCUUUCUAUACUGA